AUGAAGGAAAAUGGGCAUUUUGCUAGAGACCACAACGUGGCCAAGAAAAGCCCACAACAUGAUGGACACGUGUUUCCAUGCCAUAUAGACUCCACAUAUACAUUAGCGGACAACAAAAUAUUCAAAGUUGGAAUAUAUGAGAUUGAUGAUGACUGGAAGCCCUUCUUGACUCAUAAUUAUGACAAUGAUAUGGAAUCAUAUGAUGAAGAUGAUAAGGAUGCCAUCUCUGAUACAAUGAUUGUUGAGGAAGAGAACAAGUCUGAUGAUAUGAGUGACACGUUAGAAGAAGGAGAAAUUGAGUCAGAUUUCGAGUCGGAAUGA
Molecule: messenger RNA, 321 nt
Organism: Lactuca saligna
Lineage: Eukaryota; Viridiplantae; Streptophyta; Magnoliopsida; Asterales; Asteraceae
Source: the annotation of a GenBank genome assembly